AUGAUGCCGAAACCAGAGAACGCUCAACUAGCUUACCUCUAUUUUGUUCCAAAACCACAUAAGGAAGGAACACCAUUAAGACCGAUUGUGUCCUCAAUGCAUAUGCCAACAACUGGCAUUUCCAAGUUUCUUGAUCGACUACUUCGACUGUUAUUCGAUCAACAUGCUCGCCCUACUACAAUUAUCGAUGGUGUUGAUCUCAUUCGACGACUUCAAGCAUACACUACAAAUGGAUAUUUGAAGCCNAAAUUCAGAGUUUAA
This is a messenger RNA of Adineta ricciae, 261 nucleotides long. The record is from the annotation of a GenBank genome assembly. NCBI's taxonomy places the organism in Eukaryota, Metazoa, Rotifera, Eurotatoria, Adinetida, Adinetidae.